AUGUCGCCAGAGACUCCCCCUAAGGGCGUCCUGCUCCAGGAGGUGGAUGACGAGGAGGAGGAGCGGGGGGCGCAGUGCCGUGUGUGCUGGGAGCACGAGUCUGAGGCUAACCUGCUGUCCCCUUGCAAAUGCGCGGGCACCCAGAAGCACGUGCACCUCAAGUGCCUGCGCCGGUGGCAGGAGAAUGUGCAGAAGCGGGACGCGAUGGACGAGCGAGCAUUCCGCUGCUCCGUGUGCCGCGCCUUCUUCUCGGUGCCGCCGCCCCAGGCGCGCAGUGGCACGGUGGUGCUGCAGGCGCUACGAGGCCUGGGCGGCGCCAUCUGCAUCUGCCUGCUGGCAUUCGGGCUGUCGGGCCCGCCCUGGCCGCACCUGGCGCUGCUGGUGCUGCUGCUGCUGGCCAGCCGCAGCCACUGGCUGCCGGGCCUGGCCCUGCUCAUGCUGUGCAGCCUGCUGGCCACCAUGCACGCCCGCGGCCUGCGCAUCAUCGUCAGGGUGGACGGCGGCGGUAGGCUGGGGCUGGCACUGGUGCGGCACGGCGCGCCGGUGGCGGGGAUCGGACCAGGCGUGCUGCUGGUGGCCUCAGACGGUUUGGACCAUUCCAUCUUCCGGCGCAGCGUGGUGCUGCUCACCCAGCAUGGCAGGGACGGCGCUCGGGGCGUGAUCCUUACACAGCCGAUGCCCACUCCGCCUGCCACAGACAGCCUGCUGGCCGCCGGCGCGCCGGCAGGCGAGGCGCCGGCAGCGCAGGAGCGCGGCGCCGCGGCGGCGGCCGCCGCGGAUGCGAGCCACGGCGGCGGCGGCCGCGCCGCGGGCAGCCGGGGCCGGCUGGCUCGCCGCGGCGGCGGCGGCGGCGGGGGCCAGGAGGGCGGGGUGGUGCUCAAGCACUUCUUGGGAGGUCCCGUGGGCAUGCCGGGUGAGGGUGUGAAUCACGAGGUUGUGGUGCUGCACACCCUGGGCCGUGUGGCGGGCGCCCGCCGCAUCCUGUCCCCCGCAAACGACAGCCAGCUGGCGGCGGCUGGCGCCGGGAGCGGUGCCGCAGGCCACGCCGCUGGCGGCGAUGGUGACAGAGGCGAAGCCGGCGCCGUGCCUGCCGCUGCCUUCCCCCUCUACGAGGGCGGGAGCAUGAGCGAGAUUCUGGAGCAGGCAGCAGACGCCACGGCGGCGGCGGCCGCCGCAGCACGCGCGCACUCGUGCCGCGGCGGCCGCCUGCGGCGGGAUCACGAGGCCGCAGCCGUGGCGGUGGCUGCGGGCGAUGGCGUGCCUCCCGUGCUGCUCUUCCACGGCGUCUGCGCCUGGGCUGAGGGGCAGCUGGAAGGCGAGCUGCGUGCUGGCGCCUGGGGGUUCAGCGCUGACCUGGCGCCAGGCGUGCUGGGCCUGCUCAGCCUGCCUCCCGACCAGCUCUGGCAGGCGCUAGCCGACAGCCCCCACCUGGCGCGCGUGCAGUGA
This is a messenger RNA of Chlorella variabilis, 1446 nucleotides long. RefSeq lists its product as hypothetical. NCBI's taxonomy places the organism in Eukaryota, Viridiplantae, Chlorophyta, Trebouxiophyceae, Chlorellales, Chlorellaceae. The transcript has 8 exons. Bases 1 to 1446 code for a protein of 481 amino acids. The record is from RefSeq and is a predicted model, not a curated record. Gene Ontology annotation, molecular function: zinc ion binding.